This is a messenger RNA of Wasmannia auropunctata (little fire ant), 7304 nucleotides long. RefSeq names its product neuroligin-4, X-linked (gene NLG-3). The transcript is spliced from 11 exons. The record is from RefSeq and is a predicted model, not a curated record. The coding region runs from base 2628 to 5054 and encodes 808 amino acids. Gene Ontology annotation, biological process: modulation of chemical synaptic transmission; postsynaptic membrane assembly; neuron cell-cell adhesion. Lineage: Eukaryota; Metazoa; Arthropoda; Insecta; Hymenoptera; Formicidae. Gene Ontology annotation, molecular function: signaling receptor activity; neurexin family protein binding. Gene Ontology annotation, cellular component: cell surface; synapse; postsynaptic membrane.
CAUCGGUUCGGUUGGUUUUCGUCGCAUACCACGGCGUCCCAGCGGCGCUCUCACCCUUUCGCGGUAACACCGUGCCCACCCCUGAUCACGUCACGCGAGAUUCGUCGCGGUGCAUCGACCAGGGUCGACGUCAACGCGGUGCAGUGCCAGGGAGGGUGGUAGUUUGCUGCGACCGGGGUAGUUUGACGUGGGAAGAAACGCGGGGGUGACCGUUUCGCUUUUGGCCCGAUCCCACUACCACCUUUCACUCGGAUUUUUCGGUGCGGCUCUUUCGUUAGCUUCGGGGGUUUAGUUGUGUGCCGAGGGGGAUAGUAGUUGCUUCUAGCGAGCGGGAGACGUCCGACUGUCCGGCGCAAUUCGACGAAACUUGAAAUUACUUUGGCGCAUCCGAUAAAUCUGGUCUUAUCGGGAAACGAUUUCCCCGACUCGGCAAAGUUUAAAGAAAUACUUCGGAACGGGGUGCCGGCGCGGGUCGCCGGGAGGGUAGAGAGGGGAGGCAGUGGAUGUACGUCGUAAAGCUAUGUGCAAAAGGAAUGCCGUACGAUAGUGCUUGACUCGUCGCGAGGAAGGGACGAUGACCGCGCGCGACUGUCGUAAUCGUAGUGUUGUGCCGAUGAUCGGAGCUCAUCACUCAGUGAUCAGUCGGGAAAGUGCAAAUUUAAUGGAGUAAUCAAAGAUAAUCCUAAAUUUGUUUCUGUCUACAAGUGUCUGUCUAGAAACCUGCGGGAAAUUAGCUGUUGAUCAAUAGUGCGAUUUAAAUCUAACUAGGUUAAUUGAAAAUUGAAGCUGUUGACUCGGCAAGAAUAGCGUCACAUCCCUCGGAAGAUUUGUAUUUCAUACCAAAGAGAUACUGAAAGGUUUUAAAUAUAUAUAGUGACGUACUUCUUGAACGCGACGAGUAAAGCUUACUGUGGAUGCUUCUUUUAUUUCACAACUAUAACGGUGCGCGUGUCUUUGUGCAUAUCUCUUUAAACGUCAAACAAGGCUGAGGCAAAAUAAUGGAUUUUCAAUUCCGCAUUUAUCGAUUACGAAGGAAAUCUAAAAUUUUUUAAUCUAAAUACUAAUUUCGCGUGUUACAUUUUGCUUUCCUCGAUAAUUGAAAAUCAACGUCAGUUCCUUCACCCGCAGAAAUGUUUUUCAUCGAAUCAGCUUUGAAGAAAAAAUCAUUUGCUGAAAAAUUACGUCAAUAAAUGUUCAAUUUGAUUCGAUCGAGAGAUUAGUUCGAUGAAUCACGAGAUGAGAACCAGAUGCGAUUCUCGUUAUCUUUGAUCCGUCCAAAGAAAUCUUGAACGAGAGAUUGAGAAGUUAUUUCUCUCCUGUACUCUCCUGCUUUUUCUUGUCAAGAUGAAACGAGUGAGUAAAUAUUCGAAAAGCGGCCUGCUCCUGAACGUGAUUAAAGCCGGUGCAUUCUAUCUCUUUCGAUACAUUAAGCACGCCAUCAGAAACGAGAUCGUCUUUGUGUGAACGUUAAGAUACGUGUGAAUCCCUUUUAUAUCCAGCGGACGUGAGUGAGGAGCGGAGAAUCAUCAAAAGACGACAGGUUAUGCUAUCGUGGAUUGUCGUGAGAAGAUCCUGUCAACCGGAAGUUACAAUCUAAAUAUUAUAGUCUAUCGUGGAAAAGUGUAAAGUUACCCCUUCCGUCAGUGUAUAAUUAAGUGUAUUUAGUUGACUCACUGUUCUCACUGGACGUCCAUCGGUAAAUUUAUGACGAUCUCUCUCACAUAUAGAAAAUCUCUACUGUUCAGCGAGAUAACGAGACAGUGAAUCCGGAGAUUGUUAGAACUUGCAACUUGAUAGGGUGGAGCUGAUAAUAAUUAAGUCUAAACUAUAACGAUGGUGUUUAUAAGGAGAAUAUGCUGGUCCUCGUCAAUGCAUCGACCAAAUAUAUCUGAAUUUCUUCAACACUUAAAUAUCUAAUUAAAUAUAUGACUGAAAAAAAUCUAAUACAGAACAAACACAAUCUCUGCGACUCCUAGGAAGAAGGAUGUUUCCCAAUCUAUUAAUCUGCAGUCUUCCCUAGGUCAAUUGCAUCAAAGUAGAUAGUCAAAGACAAUUCUCAAUUAUUUCUUUUGCUGAAUCAUUUCGGAUGAAAAAAUGUAGUACAAAAGAUCACCGCAAUCUUUCAAGAUUAACAAAUCGGAAGAAUUAUGGAAAAUCCACUUGAUUCUCAUCAGUUUUCUGCAUGCAUCGUUUAAGCUCAGGAAUAUCUAAUUAAAGACAAUAGUUCUGUUCUAGAAUUCUCUAAACAAGAAACCAAAAUAGAAUUGAGACCAUGCUCUUUAGACUGAGCUAAAGGGUUAUCAAAAGAUAGCAACAAACUUUACCACUAACUCUUAUUUCCGGCCGAGAGCGUCUCAAAUACAUUGAUCGAGUCAAGUAAAGUGAAACAGUCAUCGAACUGCCCUUCGCGAAGGAGACUGAUGUAUUCAGGAGGCGGACGAGCUUCUGAGAAUCGCGAGAUGGAUCAAUUCGCGUACAUCCGCACCUCCAGCGGCGGUUAAGGAGGGAACGGUCGCGGCGCGAGACGAGGAAAGCGGUAUGAGAGGCGUCGGAACGGCGAAAAAGUGAUCGGCGGUGGUGACGCUGAAGCAGGAGGUGUCGCCGAAGACGUCGGUGAUCGCGUCAAGAUGACGUCGUCGAUCCUGGCGCUGCUCGGCUUGAUCCUGACCGCCGGUGCCGAGCUGAGCUCGAGGAUUGUCAGGACUAAGUACGGCGAGCUGUCGGGCGUGAUCGUUACUCUCGAUCGAUACCUCGAAGGAGUCGAGGUAUUCCGCGGCGUACCCUAUGCCUCGCCGCCGAUCGGUUCAUUGCGUUUCAUGCCGCCCGUCAGCGGUGCCCUUUGGCACGGCGUUAAGAUCGCCGACAAGUUCGGACCCGUCUGUCCCCAGAAGCUACCUGAGCUCAGCGAUAAGAUGCCUAAGGGCAGGGUAGAAUACCUCAAGCGGCUACUGCCCUACCUCAAGAACCAAAGCGAGGAUUGCCUGUACCUCAACAUUUACGCACCGGUUCAAGCCGGCGCGAGGGACGGCGGUGGCAGAAGGUAUCCUGUGAUUGUGUUCGUGCACGGCGAGAGCUACGAAUGGAGCAGUGGAAAUCCCUACGACGGCAGCGUCCUGGCGAGUUACGGAGGCGUCGUCGUCGUCACCAUCAACUAUAGACUCGGCAUUCUGGGCUUUCUAAACGCCAACACAGACUCGCACUUACGCUCACCGGCGAAUUACGGUCUGAUGGACCAGAUCGCAGCGUUACACUGGGUACAGGAGAACAUCGGUUAUUUCGGGGGCGAUCCCAAAAACGUCACGUUGGUGGGACACGGCACCGGCGCCGCCUGCGUGAACUUCCUGAUGACCAGCCACGCGGUUCCUGACGGUCUGCUGUUUCAUCGGGGCGUUCUGAUGUCGGGUAGCGCGCUUUCACCCUGGGCGUUGGUGAGAGGCGCCGCCAAUUACGCCAUGCAGGUCGCCAAACACCUAAAUUGUUCGUCGGUAGCGGAAGAUCCUCAGGCCCUGUUGAAGUGCCUGAGAGACGUGUCCUUGAGUGAAUUGGUAUCGGUGCCUGUUAAAGGGCUGGAGUUCGCGCCGGCCUUUGGCCCCAGUAUAGACGGCGUCGUAAUCGAUCCCGGCGAUCCCGAGGAUCAGGACUACACCCUGCAAGUCGACACGAUCAAUACGCUCAACAACAUCCUUCUGAGGAAGGACGUCGUGGCGAAACUGUCGAGGUACGAUUUGAUGGUGGGUGUUGUUCGUUCCGAGGCAUAUUUUUCGUUAACCGCCGACGAUGCUCAGUAUGGAAUCGAGGCUGAUAGAAGGACAAAGAUCCUGCGUGAAUUCGUGCGGAACACGUACACGUAUCACCAGCCGGAAAUCCUAGCGACCAUAAUAAACGAGUAUACGGACUGGGAACGACCUGUGCAACAUCCCGUCAAUAUUAGAGACGAGACUCUAGAGGCCCUGGGGGACGCGAAUACGGUCGCUCCGGCGACGAGAACCGCGGAUCUUCACAGCCAAUCCCAUAGGAAUUCCUAUCUAUAUGUCUUCGACUAUCAAACGAAAUUCGGAGACUAUCCUCAGAGGCCGGGAUGUAUCCACGGGGAGGAGUUGCCAUAUUUUUUCGGAGCGCCCCUGGUCGGAGGAAUGUCCCAUUGGCCAAAGAACUAUACUAGAGCCGAGACAGCGCUCUCCGAGAGCGUGAUACUCUAUCUGACAAACUUUGCACGCACCGGGAAUCCGAACGAGGGCACUCCUGAUCCUGGACCCCUCGGUUCCAGACCGGAGAGGACCAAGUUUAAAAAUAUCGACUGGACCGCUUAUGAGGCCGUCCAUAAAAAAUAUCUUAGCAUAGAACUCAAAUCGAAACUGAAGAACCACUACAGGGCCCAUCGCCUUUCGUUUUGGCUGAACUUGGUGCCUGACCUUCACAAACCCGGCUCGGACGAUGUUCCUAGGUCGCAUCAUCUUCUCGACGCCGAGCAGGUGCCACCCAGAUUCAUUCAGAGGCUGCCAACAACCACGAGAACGACCACCUUGGAGGUAACUUCUAUCGAGAAAUCCUCGUCCAACGUAUCAACGGCUAUGCCGAGCGAGAUCACUUUCGAGGACUCCACGGCGUUACCGGAGGACGGCUUCGCGGCGUAUUCCACCGCCCUGAGCGUGACAAUCGCGAUCGGUUGCAGCCUGCUGAUCCUGAACGUGCUCAUUUUCGCCGGGGUGUAUUAUCAGCGCGACAAGAGCAACCACCAGCACCACGGCUGCUCGAAGAAGCGCCAGGAGAACGGCCAGAUGCCGAACAACAUUUGCGGCGAGCUGGAGACCAAGACCGCCGAGCGACACCACAUCCAGCACAUACCGCCACCGGAGUUCGCCGACCUCCAGAACAAUACCUGUCACGUGCCUAUGCCGCCCCCGCCACCGAAGAACACGAAGCCCGGCAAGCCUGGUCAAAACCUCAUCAUUAGUCCCAACCAGCUCCAGCAGGAGAGCCUGGCCAUGACCGGCACCGGGACCUUGAAGAAGGGACACAAUCACCCUCAGGUCAUGGAGGAGCUAAGAGUCUGACUCUAGGAGACCGCGCGGCUACCGAACUAACAUGGCCGCGAGGAAAUUAAGAUCUUGAAACAAGAGUCAAGGAAUCACUUUGCAAUGGAAUCUCCAUUAUCAAUCUGACCAUGGACAUAAUCAGGAUACUCAAGAAGUAAUACAAUCAUUGCCAGGUCACAAGGAAGCUGCGAGUCAGACUCUAGCGAAUGCCGAAACUUUUAGAUUAGAAUCUUGAGACCCGUCGAGUGUCGGGAAACCGUAUAGAUGGCUCUUCGGAAUGUUCUUCGUCGUCGGUUUGGCCAUCAGAAGUGGCCACCAGAAUCCUACAGACGAAACCGCAAGACGAUUAAAAGAGACAAAGUCUGAAAUCAGAAACGGCGAACUGUUUCAGGGAUAAUGCUUUCCGCUGAUGCUCGACGGAAAAUGGGACAAUUCUUCAAAGUUUUUCGAAGCGACCGUGAUAUUGUCGAUAGAUAGGAAGUGAUAAAGGAUGAAAAGUAAAUGAAGGACUUUCAUUGUUACGUGAGAAGUACAUAUUAGUGCAGGGGUGUAACCGAAAUUCGAAGCCAGGAAGCCAACUGGCUGGCCUCUAUACAGAGCCAGCAAAAGUCGAAGUCUGGCCGUUCGGGCCGAAGCAACGUUGUUUCCAUUCGCUAUGCCCCUGUGUUAGUGGCAACGCCAUACUGUUAUCGUUUUCUACCUUUCGAAUUUGCGACCAACUGCCGAAAAUCACAUAGUCUUCGACGGAUAGACAAAUCUGCGUUAAGUAGUACUCUUCAUCCUCAGAAAAGACCUCGUAUUUCAUAUUUCUUUUUGUCAUUUUUCAUCUUGUUAUAUUCUCCUUUUCAUUUUAUAAUACUUUUUUUUAUUUUAUUUAGGUAUAAUACAUAUUUAUUUAAGGAUUCUAAUUUUUAAUUACUAAAGACUGACAUCUUCUUUAUUUCGAAUUUCAUUGUAAAAAUUUAUUAUAACUAAUUAAUAAGUAAUUUCCUUACGCGCACAAACUUAAUAAUCAGAAUUAAUAGUGCUUUCUUAAUCUGCUUUUAUUUUAUCCGGUGUCUUUUUCUCCUUUUCCCUCUCUUUUUUAUUACCCUCCCAUAAUAUAGACUGAAGGUUCGAGCCGAUUUGAAUCGUGCCGACACUGUCCUCGUUCUUCCGAGUGAUGAUGAUUAUGACAAUGGUUCGAAUCGCUGCCACGACGAUUCAUUUCUAUGACGUCGAUCGUUCAAAUGCUCAAUUAAAUACUUAAUUAAAAAUUUCUUUUUCUCAAUAAUGAUGUGACUAAAUUUUUAUAAAAAUCAAAUUUAUUCUUAGCAGCAAAAUUUUGUCACGAAGUAAAGAUUGACAGAACAAAAUUUCAGUAAAUUAUAAUUUCGUGAAAUUAUUAUAAUGUUCUUGUGAUUUUUUGCAAAUUAAAAUAUAAGAUAAAAUUAAGACAAAUUCCUGCACAAUAAAAAUUUGAUAAAUUUCUGAAACAGUUUCAGUUGAGAAUGGAAUCAAUUUUUCUUUUUACUAUAAGAAUAAGAAAAAGUCGAAUGAUCGACGACACUCAACAGUAUACUGCCAAACGAUCGCAAAUUAAGGAAAAAUUGCGAAUCGUUGAACGGAAAAUCGUGAUAAAAGUCAAAAUUCAGAAAACAGAAGGCUGCUGCGAUAGAAAAGAAACGCGUUGUUUUUAAUACAUCAAUGUUUUACAAAAAUAAGACAACUGCAAAUUUAAUCAAUCCUUGUUGUUUUAAAUAGUUAUAAACAUUUGCAAAAAAAAAUUAUAUGCGAGGCAGGCAUUCGCAUGUAACAAUUAAUUGACUGUAAACUACUUUGUUGAAAACUAUUUCGAAAAAUUAUAAAGACUUUAUUAAACGUUAUUCUUUAUUUCAAUUUUUAUACUGAUUUCACUAAUCUCAUAUCAUUCGUCUGUCAGUUUCGUAUCAUUUUUAAGACUAGCAAGUAACGAAAAGACAAAGAGAUUAAAUUUCUAGAGUUGUCCUAUUUUUAAAGGAUUAAAUUUUUUGAAUAUCUGAACAGCGACAGGCUGUUGAAGGAUCUUUCGAAUGUAAUUUCAACUGUAAAUAAAGAUUAAUUAAGUUUAGGUCUGUCGCUGAUGCGCUGUUAACGAGUGAAGGAUACCGAAGAGCUCGGGAAUAGCUCCGAUUGUAAUAAUAUUGCACAUCGAUGAGAAAAACGGUAUGUCAGCGUAGUCAGAAGCACACUGGACGUAAUUUUAAAUUUGUAUAUAAUUGACAUUACAAUAAACUAUAUAAUAAAUCA